Molecule: messenger RNA, 2899 nt
Organism: Gymnodraco acuticeps
Lineage: Eukaryota; Metazoa; Chordata; Actinopteri; Perciformes; Bathydraconidae
Gene: pkp2
Product: plakophilin 2
Biological process (GO): heart development; desmosome organization; protein localization to plasma membrane
Cellular component (GO): nucleus; cytoplasm; adherens junction
Molecular function (GO): intermediate filament binding; cadherin binding; molecular adaptor activity
Source: RefSeq, a predicted model, not a curated record
CAAAGCAGGACUUCAUCGAGUUUCUACCUGUCGAGUCAAAUGAAGCGUCCGAGGUAAACUAGACUGGUUUGGAUCAGCUCACGAUGGACGAGGUGUUCUUUAAGUCUGCUCUACCCGCUCAGGACGGUCUGGCUCUGGGGGACAGCAGCCUGGCUCUGCCCGGUCCCGGGUCAGGAUCUGAGUCCCAGCUGCGAGUCCAGCAGCAAGUCCAGCUCACUCUGGCCCGGAAGACGAGGAAGACUGUGUCAAAUGGAAGUGUCCAUUUACACAAAAAUGCUACAAAGGGUUUCGAUGCUGCAGAUGGAUCUUUAUCAAACAUGAAGGUAAACGGAUGGGGUCCCACUUACCGCUCCCUAUCGAGCCACAAUGUGCGGAGACCCUCCAGGAGGAUGGAAGUUUCCCCCCCGCCCAGCCUAGAGUUACCUCGCUUCAACUCCAGCACCCUCCGUUACGGGACCUACACCCACCCGGGGCCAAAUCCCUCCCACAGGGCAGGGAUGGGCUUCUCUCACGGGUCCGAAUCCUUCCGCCGAUACGCCUUCUCAGAAGCACCUCUUCGUGUGACUCGUCCAAUCACGGCUUCUUCUAAUCAGGGAACGUUCCAGCACAGAUCCAUCAGACAGGAGGGGCCACAGCCUGUGUUUCAGCAGGGUAUAUGGGAGGAUGGAGAAUAUGGAUGGAGCCAAAACCCCGUCAGACAGGACCAGCACACCGUGGGAACCCAGCCUCCGGACGGGGGGCUGUCCUGGCUGGCUCGGGUCAGGAGGGACGGGCUGGGGCUCCGCAGACUGAACUCAUACCCCGCCUCCCUCACCAGCGUGGACAUGGGGAGACAGAUGGAGGUGGAUCUGCCCUUUCAGCAGAAACACGCACAGACCGUCAGGACAGUGAAGUCAGAGAGGCCUCCAGAGAUGACGUUGGAGCGGGCCGUGAACCUGCUGAGUCAGGAGGAUAACGAGGAGACGCUGAUCAGUGCAGCCGGAUACAUCCAGAACCAAUGUUUCAAGAGCGCUGAGGCCAGGAAGAUGGUGUACUAUCUGCGUGGGAUAGGAAAGCUCCAGCAGCUGCUGAACCACGACCACGAGGAGGUGCAGCGCCUCGCCGCAGGAGCGCUGCGAAACGUCGUCUACCAGAGCAGCGAGAACAAGAUGGAGGUGAAGGAGAGCAACGGGCUGAACUCCGUCCUGCAGACGCUGAAGAGCAGCCGGGAUCUGGAGACCAGGCAGCAGCUGACAGGGCUCUUGUGGAAUCUCUCCUCUCACGACCUCCUGAAGGAGCGUCUCUCCAGAGGAGCGUCCCUCUCCGUCCUCACUCACUCCGUUCUGGUUCCAAGCUCCGGCAUUUUUGAAGGAGAAAACCCAAAAGACGAGCUGCUGGCUGACGCCGACGCUUUCCACAACGUCACCGGCUGCCUGCGGAAUCUGAGCUCUGCCGGUCCCGACGGCAGGAAGGCGAUGAGGGAAUGUGAGAAUCUGAUCGACUCUCUGGUCUACUACAUCCGGGGAGCGGUGGCUGACUACAAGACGGACGACAAGUCCACAGAGAACUGCGUCUGCAUCCUGCACAACCUGUCCUAUCAGAUGGAGGCCGAGCUCCCUCAGAGGAUCGCAGAUAUCACAGAGUCUCGACAAAACUUGACUCCGAAGGAAACAGCUGUCGGCUGCUUCGCUUAUCGCAGCGCUAAGAUCACGCAGGAUCUGGAGCGAGAGUGGCCGCUCCUGAAGGAGAAGUCUAACCCUCGGGGGGUGGAGUGGCUGUGGAGCGCCAUCACGGUCCGCAUGUACCUGUCUCUGAUGGCCCGCAGCGUGAGGACCGGCACGCAGGAGGCGGCGCUCGGGGCGCUGCAGAACAUCACCGCCGGCAGCGGGGCGAGGAGUGAAUCCAUCGCCUUCACUAUCGUCCAGCGGGAAAAUGGCCUCCAGCACGUGAAGAGGAUGUUGGAGGAGGGAGAGAACGAUGUGAAGAGGACGGCUCUGUCUGUCGUUAAAAACCUCUCACGAUACCAGGAGCUGCACGCCGAGAUCGUGAAGCAGGUGUUGUCAGAGAUGGUGGAGAUGUUACCGAGCGACGACACCGGCACCGAUGUGUCCACCGAGGUGACGGCCACGCUCUGUAACACCCUGCUCAAUCUGAGCCAGAGCGACAUGCAGAACGUCAGAGCCAUCUUCAACCAGGGAGCGCUGCCCAACAUCAUCAACAUCAGCAGCAAGGACAACGGCUAUGGACCAACGAGAGCAGGCCAGGCAGCGUGCGUCCUGCUGCACAGCAUGUGGAAAUACAGCGAUCUGCACGGGGCCUUCAGGAAGUGUGGCUACAGGAAAUCAGAUUUCAUCAAUUCAAGAACAACAAAGGCUGUGAACUCCAAGAAAUCUUAAACUCCUGCCUCGUCUGAUCCCUAUAACUAGCACUAAAUGCACUGCGACUGCCCCAUGUCUUUAUUUACUCUAAAGAUCCCAUGAAACGGAUUUAAAACUGUACAUUUAAUAGUUUUUGUUUGUGUUUUUGUUAUUUUAAGUUAGCUGAUGGACAAACAACAUGCUCUAUUUAAAUGAUACAGAACGAGACAUAGUUCUGUUUGUCGGCCACUUUCACGGUCAGAAAAAAUGAUAUUGAAUGAAGUGUAAAGUGUUUCUCUAUGUUUGUGUUGUUUAAUGUAGUGGCAGCUAAAGACUCGACAAUACUGAUUUGUGUGUUUUGUUUAUUUCAGGACUUUAGGCGUGAUGUAAUCAGACAAAGAACCACAAAGAAAAUGUUGAAAUAAUCACACUGAACUGAUGUAUAAAUGUAUAUAGAAUGUAUUUUUAGAUAGAGUCGUUUCCCAAUGUAAUGCACAACAAGCUGAUUUCAUGCUGUCUGACUUGAGUUGAUUCUUUGAAUGAAUAAACUGCUAUAAAUCAAA